CCGAAAGCCCCGCCCUGCCUCCGCAGCCCGGCCUAGACCGCUCUGCCGUGCGCGCUGCUUCCCAAUCUCCGCGCCCCGGACUAGCCCUUGUCGAGUCCCUAAGCCUGGGGCCGACCUCCUGCCUUCCAGUCCUCCUCCUAGAGCCUCCCAUCGUCCUCCCCAGGCCCCGCCCCGGCCGCUCUAGCCUCGGCUCCUCUCGCUGGUGGCAGCGCUCGGCCGGGCUCGCCUGAGCCACGGGAGGCGCCUGAGGCUGUGGGGCCGAUUGCGGUGGGCCUACUUCGGCCUCCGACUGCCGCCACCAGGAACUGCGCACGGCUGGCGGCCCGCAGGUCUGCGCCGAGGAUCCUUCCGGGCCGGGGUGCGGAGGACGGCGCUUCCCUGAGUGCUGGGACAAGCCCCGGCCGCCGCGAGGGCCUGCGCGCCCCGACGCUCGGUCUUUCUGGUCCUGCGCCCAUUUGAGCUCACGCCCGCCCUGCCCAGCUCCCAAGCGUUGUUCACCACUUUUCCAGUCGAAUUAGUCCUUCUGCACAGGUGCUUCCAGUGGCCUCGGGGCUCUGGAAAGUUAGGACUGUACCUAUCCCAUCAUCUAGCCAUGGGGCCCUGGAACCUGGGAUUCCCGCCGAGCCGCCGUUAGGGCUCCAGGUCCCCGGCUUCUAUUCUUUCACUCCAAAGUUGAAACUCUCUUUCCUGUCUCCUCAAACUCACUACUGCCCACGUCCAUGGCCCUCAAGCCUGGGGGUGAGUGGAGCACAGUCCUGUCCCACCUGGUGCUGGGAAUGGUGUCUCUUCAGGGAGCGGUGAGUUCUGCGCAGUCGAGUCGAGGGGCUGCUGCUGGUUUCCUGCUCCAGGCUUUGGCUGCUGCGUCCAUGCUGGUCCCAGGGCUGGGCACACAUGAAGAUUGUCUUGCUGGAGCCUGGGUGACCACAGUCAUCGGCCUGCCCCUCCUGGCCUUCGACUUCCACUGGGUGAACGGGGACCGCUCCUCUGCUAACCUACUCCUGGGCGGAGGCAUGGUGCUGGCAGUGGCUGGUGACCACCUGGGUCCUGAAGGCUGUUCUGUGGCUGGUCAGGCAGUACUGUUGGUGGUAGCAGUGACCAUCCUCAUUGUGGCUAUUUUUACAGCCAACACUUACGGGAUGUGGGGUGGUGCGAUGCUAGGUGUAGCAGGCCUCCUGAGCCGACUGGAGGAGGAGAGGCUGCUGCUGCUGCCAAAGGAGGAUGUCUGUCGCUGGGCCCUGGCAGCAGGCAGUUGGGCCUACUGCCGGGCUCUGCACACACAGCGCCUGCAAUGGGAAUGACAGUUGCACACAGCAAGGCAGGGCUUCUCCCUUGGUUACCACCUCCCUCUCCACCAGCCUGCUCCUGGAGCCUCCUCCCCUAGGAAUAGGCUUUCUCUCCUGCAUUGGGCUUGCUGCAGGUUGACUGAUGCAGAGUGGAGUUUAGGUGCUGUCUCUUCUCCCGUGUCGUGUAGGAACUUACCUAGACCAGAGUGAAAGGACCAGGGUCCCAGGCAUGUUUGGGGCCUGAUUCUGGGAAGGACAUAAUUUCGGGUUCAGAGAGGCCUGAUCUACAAUAAACCUUAGGAAUUCUACAGGAAUAUGGAAUUUGCCAAUUCU
Sciurus carolinensis (gray squirrel) is the source of this 1616-nucleotide messenger RNA. It is a transcript of the gene Tmem276, whose product is annotated as transmembrane protein 276. The record is from RefSeq and is a predicted model, not a curated record. Lineage: Eukaryota; Metazoa; Chordata; Mammalia; Rodentia; Sciuridae.